AUGUCUUCACUCAACCACCCGACAAUGGGCGGCCCACAGAAGGAAGGUCCCUCCAGCUCGGAGACCGCUGUUGGAGGCGAGGGAGGCACCAACAUCCAACCCAAGGACACUGCGACCACCGAGACUGCAGGUCAACAGCCAAACACAGCAGGACUGUCCAGUAGCAAGCCAGGCUCUGCGGAAGCUGCGGCCGAGAAGCUCUUUGAGGAGAGGAUGGAGGAUGAAUAUGCUAAGCGGGAAGGCGGUGCUUAG
Messenger RNA from Fulvia fulva, 252 nucleotides. RefSeq lists its product as uncharacterized. The record is from RefSeq and is a predicted model, not a curated record. Bases 1 to 252 code for a protein of 83 amino acids. NCBI's taxonomy places the organism in Eukaryota, Fungi, Ascomycota, Dothideomycetes, Mycosphaerellales, Mycosphaerellaceae. The transcript has a single exon.